Messenger RNA from Callorhinchus milii (elephant shark), 2200 nucleotides. RefSeq names its product NADPH oxidase 1. Gene Ontology annotation, molecular function: superoxide-generating NAD(P)H oxidase activity. Gene Ontology annotation, biological process: superoxide anion generation; defense response. NCBI's taxonomy places the organism in Eukaryota, Metazoa, Chordata, Chondrichthyes, Chimaeriformes, Callorhinchidae. Gene Ontology annotation, cellular component: NADPH oxidase complex; plasma membrane. The record is from RefSeq and is a predicted model, not a curated record. Bases 32 to 1729 code for a protein of 565 amino acids. The transcript has 13 exons.
GCUGUUCACUCGCUUGUUGAAGUCUUCGAACAUGGGCAACUGGCUUAUUAACCAUGGGUUCUCGGCUCUCUUUAUUGUAGCCUGGCUUGGAAUCAACAUCUUCUUAUUUGUUUAUUACUACCUGGAGUACGAAUACAGCCCAGAGUAUUACUACACAAGAAAAAUUAUUGGGUCAGCCCUGGCCUGGGCUAGAGCCCCCGCGGCCUGCCUCAACUUCAACUGUAUGUUGAUCCUGCUGCCAGUCUGCCGUAACCUGCUCUCCUUCCUCCGAGGGUCCUGCUCGUGUUGCAGAUGCGGUCUGAGGACACAGCUGGACAAGAACAUUAGCUUCCACAAGUUGGUAGCUUAUAUGAUCGCUCUGCACACAGCAAUUCACAUUGUGGCACAUUUGCUCAACUUCGAAUGGUUUAACGACAGCCAACAGUCAACACAGAAGACCCUGGACGCUGUGCUCUCAGACAUCGGGAGCAACAAUGGCACUUGGCUGAAUCCUAUUCGAUCGGAUGACACGACACCGACCUACGUAGCCUUCACCACGGUAGCGGGGCUGUCUGGUGUUGUAAUCACCCUCGCACUCAUCCUGAUAAUCACCUCCUCCACCGACACAAUCCGUAGGUCCUACUUUGAGGUCUUCUGGUUCACCCACCAUCUUUUCGUCAUAUUCUUUGCCGGACUUGUCAUCCAUGGGAUCGGGCGAAUUGUCAGACACCAGACUGAUGAAAGCAUGGAAAGGCACAAGUACACACACUGUCAGAAUUUAACCGAGGAGUGGGGGGAGAUCAAUGAGUGUCCGAUACCUGUAUUUGAGGGGGGUGACCCAAUGACCUGGAAGUGGGUGCUCGGGCCGAUGAUACUCUAUGUGUUUGAAAGAUCAAUCAGAUUGUACCGUUCCUGCCAGAGGGUUGUCAUCACUAAGGUUGUGGUUCAUCCAUCCAAGGUGCUGGAGCUGCAGCUGCAGAAGAAGGGGUUUACAAUGGAGGUGGGACAGUACAUCUUCAUCAACUGCCCAUCCAUCUCGCGGCUAGAGUGGCACCCCUUUACUCUGACCUCAGCCCCAGAGGAGGACUGCUUCAGUGUGCACAUCCGAUCAGCUGGCGACUGGACAGACGCCCUGUUCGAGGCCUUCGGCGACGGCAAGACUCAGAGAGUUAAACACAAGGAGCCCAAGAUCCUUGUGGACGGUCCCUUUGGUACGGCCAGUGAGGAUGUUUUCCAGUACGAGGUCAGUGUCCUGGUCGGAGCCGGGAUCGGAGUGACUCCCUUCGCAUCCAUCCUCAAAUCCAUCUGGUACAAGUACCAGCAUUCCGACCCUGGGCUGCUCACAAAGAAGAUUUACUUGUAUUGGAUCUGUCGGGAGACGCAGGCAUUUGAGUGGUUUGCUGACCUGCUGAGAUCGCUGGAGAACAACAUGGAGGAACUGGGCAAACAAGACUUUUUGAGUUAUAAGCUGUACCUAACCGGCUGGGACAGUAACCAGGCUGCACAUAUCAAGGUACACUUUGACAAAGAGACAGAUGUAGUGACUGGCCUCAAACAGAAGACCCACUAUGGCAGGCCCAACUGGGACAUCGAGUUUCAGACAAUCGCACAGAACCAUCCCAAGUCGAAAAUUGCAGUCUUCCUGUGUGGGCCAAAACCGCUGGCCAAAGCCUUAGAACAAUGUUCCGGCAAGUACUCCGAGGUCAACCCACUGGGAGUCCACUUCCACUUCCACAAGGAGAACUUCUAGCCGACAAGAUGAAUGUGGAGAAAGCAGGAUACAGCGCAGUGCUGUGCGAAGGAGGAAAACUAGUGAAUCUCAGGAACUUCCCUGCUGGGAUUCAGAUUCUACUCAAUGGCCAAGAUGACUGCCAUAUUUUGCAGGUCAACGUUGGGACAGUCUCAUGCUGAAGCAUGCGCAUUGAAGUUUGACGCACAGCAGAGCCCCUGACCAUUGCGCUCACACUGCACAUAUAUUUUUUCUCUAAGGUUAACUGAAGUUUAUUUUAAAAGUGUUUUUUUUAUUUGUAAUUUAUUUUCUUACCAAAUCUUGCGGGGCGGGGGAGAAGUGUUUGGAUUGUCAUGUUGCUAAUGUUGUUGUCUUGGCCUGGUAGGAGAUGUGAGUCUAGCUCUGUAGGUAGUACCUCUGCCUUCCCUGGUACAGUGUAACCGGCACAAAAAUCCUCCUUGGUGGGGUUUGGUAAGCAGGGAGCUGAACUGA